CCUAGUGAGCGACGAUCUCCCCAUGGAUAUCUUGUUAGGUAUGUACUACCUCUYGRUUGCACAGCCCCAGUUUGACUGGGACCGAAAAGUGGUCAAGCACACUUUGCCAGGUGGAGGGACCGCCAGAUUACACAAGUUCAAAGCUAGUAGUCUGAUUGAGUCCUACGGGUGCUUGUGUGCGGCCGCAUUCUAUAAUUAUUACAAGCAAAAUCAGAAGGAGGGUAUGUACUUAGUUUAUAUCUCUGUUGCAGGCGAGCCGGUGAAAAUGCCUCCGGAGAUAGAGGGAGUAGUUGCCAAGUACCCUGAUCUAUUUGAAGAGCCUACAGGGGUUGUUGAUAGGGAGGUCGUCCACGCGAUAGAGAUUAUCCCAGGGUCUAGUAUUCCGAAGGGUAGGAUCUAUCGGAUGUCUCCAGGCGAGCUUGAUGAGCUUCGCCGCCAACUCAAGGAACUCGUAGAGAAGGGUUGGAUCCGGCCGAGUGUAUCUCCUUACGGAUCUCUAGUACUAUUCGUACCUAAGAAGAAGGAGGGCACUCUCAGGAUGUGCAUCGAUUAUAGGAGUCUCAAUGCCAUCACUGUAAAGAGCAGAGAGCCCCUACCGCGCAUCGACGAUCUGUUAGAUAGAGUGCAAGGGUGUCGGUACUUCAGUAAGAUAGAUCUGAAGUCCGGGUACCAUCAGAUUGCAAUCCGGCCCGAGGAUCAACACAAAAUCACAUUUCAGACCAGGUACGGUCUGUACGAGUUUGUGGUGAUAUCUUUUGGCCCGUGCAAUGCUCCUGGCACCUUUCAGCACACUAUGAAUCGGAUAUUCCAUGACUACUUGGAUAAGUUUGUCAUCGUGUACCUCGAUGACAUACUUAUUUUUAGUAAGAAUGUCGAGGAGCAUGUUGCACACUUGGACAAAGUCCUUAGUCUUCUGCGACAGCACAAGUUCAAGAUCAACGGUGAGAAGUGCGAGUUUGGGCGCACCCGAGUCUUGUACUUGGGUCAUGAGAUCUCCGCGGAAGGGUUGAAGCCCGAUGACGCGAAGGUGGCCAACAUUCCUGAUUGGCCAUGACCUCAGUCUGUGACUGAGAUGAGAUCUUUCUUGGGAAUGACAGGCUACUAUCGGACUUUUGUAAAGAACUAUAGCGUACUGGCCGCUCCUUUGACUGAUCUGACCCGCCUUGACACCCCGUGGGAGUGGACAGAUGAGUGCGAGGCUGCUUUCAGACAUCUGAAGCAUGCACUAACGCAUUAUGAAGUCUUGGAACUUCCCGAUCCUGGUAAGUCGUUUAUAGUAACCACGGAUGCUAGCCAAUAUGGCAUUGGCGCCGUGCUUGUGCAGCAGGAGGGGUGGAAGUUGAGGCCUGUUGAGUACAUGUCCAAGAAAAUGUCGUCUUAAAAGUUGGCUAAGUCCACCUAUGAGAAAGAACUCUAUGCGGUGUUCAAGGCGCUGACCCAUUGGAGACAUUAUCUCCUUGGGAGGUUCUUCAUCCUCAGGACUGAUCAUCAGACCUUGAGAUGGAUGAGAACUCAGCCUGUACUCUCUGACGCAUUGAAGCGUUGGAUAAAAGUCAUUGAGCAGU
Chara braunii is the source of this 1565-nucleotide messenger RNA. The record is from the annotation of a GenBank genome assembly. Lineage: Eukaryota; Viridiplantae; Streptophyta; Charophyceae; Charales; Characeae.